GCUGUCCCAUGCGGGCGCACGCUAUGCUUGUUGCCAGUCGCACUGUCGGCAGGUGGAGUCUCUUCUUGGUGCGCACAGACUAACCGCCCACUGUCCUUGCCGAGGCUAAAAAUGUGCCGAUUUCAUUUUCAGCAUCAAACUGCCAAACCCUGCUGUUGUAACAUUCUAGAUAUGACUAGCUCCAACGAAUCCGCUGUGGACAUUGCGCACGUCUACAGGGGGACGUUUGUGCACUCCACCGAUCACACAGCCGUGGAAAUUCUGGAGGAUAGGCUUCUGGGAGUGGAUACGGAGGGGAAGAUUGCCUUCAUUGGGAGUGGGCAGGAAGUCGACAGUCUUGCACAGAAGUGGGGGUUUGAGGCCUUGGCUGUUACACAGCUUGGACAGUAUGAGUUCUUCAUGCCAGGGAUGGUGGACACCCACAUCCACGCGUCUCAGUACAGCUAUGCAGGCACAGCCCUGGACCUGCCCCUGCUACAGUGGCUCAACACGUACACCUUCCCAGUGGAGGCCUGCUACAAAGACUUGGAGUUCGCCCGCAACGUCUACACCCAUGUCGUGAAAAGAACCCUGAGAAAUGGUACCACUACGGCCUGUUACUUUGCCACCAUACACACCGACGCUUCUCUCCUGCUGGGCCAAAUCGCAAAUGAUUUUGGACAGCGUGCCCUUGUGGGCAAGGUGUGUAUGGAUACAAACAACUUUGUCCCACAUUACAGAGAGACGCCAGAGGAGUCCCAUGAUGAAACCAACAGGUUCAUUAGUGAGAUGUUGAAGAAGAAGUACCCCCUUGUAAGGCCGGUGGUGACCCCACGCUUCGCCCUGUCUUGCUCUGCUGCCCUGCUGGGUCACCUGGGAGAGAUCGCCCAGAAUAACCACCUGCACAUCCAGAGUCACAUCAGUGAGACGAAGGAGGAGGUGAAGCUGGUGAAGGAACUGUUCCCAGACUAUGACUCCUACACAGACGUCUACCACAAACACAACCUUCUCACUGACAAGACUGUGAUGGCUCACGGUUGUCACCUAACUGAUGAAGAGCUGAAGCUGUUCGGAGAGAAAGGGGCGUCCGUCGCUCACUGUCCCAAUUCCAACAUCUCGUUGUGCAGUGGUAUGCUAGAUGCCCGCAGGGUUCUGAACCACAAAGUAAAGCUUGGGCUGGGCACAGAUGUGGCAGGAGGCUACUCUCCCUCUAUGCUGGAUGCUGUGCGGAGAACGUUGGAUACCUCUAAAGCCUUGACCAUCCAGGACCCCCAGUACCAAACGCUCACCUUCGAGGAGGUCUUCAGACUGGCCACACUGGGAGGCAGCCAAGCCCUGUCCCUGGAUGAGCAUACAGGAAACUUUCAGGUGGGGAAAGACUUUGAUGCUCUGCGGGUAAACACGGCCAUGGAAGGAGGACCCAUUGAUCUCAUCAAUCACGGAGAGGGGCCUUUGGUGCUCCUGGAGAAGUUCUUGAAUUUGGGGGAUGAUCGGAACAUUGCGGAGGUGUACGUGGCAGGGAAGAGAGUGGUCCCAUUCGUAGAAAGAUCAUAGAUUUGGGUUUGGUUGCUGGCUUGUUGUCGUCAUCUUGUUACCAUCUGUCUGAAUCCUCUACCAGUCUACCUGACUGCUGUUGUAACGGGACAGGAGGUGAUGAGGAAAAUGUAUUCAACGAGAGGGAUUAUUACUGUAUAUACAGUGUGUGUGUUUUCAAUCAUCUAGUGUAAUUACAUACAGUUAAAUUCAAUGGAUGAUAUUGCUGCUCAUCGUGAAGUUCAGAGUGAAUCCUAUGUUGGUUGUCAUACUUAUGUCGUAACCCAAAGAACAUCAUUGCCUAUGUUGUUUUUGUUAUUUCAAAGUCAAGGGAAAUGUGUGUGUUUUUAUGAAUGUAGGUUUAUUCAAUUCAAGUAACUUUUAUUUCCUGAGUGGGUACUUCAUGUAUGGCGACGGCUUGAUAUAAACAAGAUAUAUAACAACACAGCAACAUAGAACACAAAAACAUGUGCAGUAUAAUAGAUUAGAUGCAAUCAUAGGAUAUAUAUAUAUAUAACAAACAAACAAACGUCAAGGGUUGAGGAGUUUGAUGGAUGAUGGCACAAAACUAGAAGCUGGUCUCUUAGACUUUGUAUGCCAGAGAUCUACGUAUAUCUGCGCCAGGAGGGAAGGGAGUUGUACUGGUCCAAGACUUAUCUCCGUGUGUAAGGUCCAAAGCUAUUUGUUCCCCCUAUUGUAUCUGUAGCUUUGCAUUUGUCCGUUUUUUACAGCAUCCUUGACUUCGUCUCGGGCCUAACAACACAAGUGUCAAUAUAUCCUCCAAACACCGGUUUCUCGAGCAUUAUCACUUAACGGUAAUUAUUGUGCAACUGCUGUUCCAUGCUACAGUGCUGAGUUUUGCAGAAAAAGCUACAAAGUAAAAGGGACAAAUAUUCUCAAAGAUUUAAGUAAAGAGUAUUUGCAUGAUUUUAAGUGAAUUUUAAGUGAAUUUGUCUCUUUUGUUUGUAACAUUUUUCGAGAGUAUUCAAGCCUGGAGGCAAAGGUUUUUACACAUUAUUGACAGUGGUUCCAGGAUAAAACAUAGGGUUUUAUGAAAAUAUAGAGGCUGAACACUGCAAACAGCAUAGCUUUAAAAUUAUUUUGUUAAAGCAAACAUUCCUCCAAGCCAGAUAUUUUCCCUGUCUCACUCACACACUUAUAUCUACUGCACCGUAGACCCAUCUGUGUGUGACAGAUGAAAAGCUAGAAGUGACCAUGUCCAUUUGACAGCCUACUAUAGCACAAUGUGGGAUAUCUGUCAUAGACAGGUCCACUAUAAAGACUACAGAGAUUCAAGUUUCUGGUCCACAGCAAACACAUCCCAAAACAAUGGAUGAUCCAAUUCCAUGAGAUUAUUUAUCAUAAUUGUCAGCAGUGUUUAAUUUGAGCUGGAUACUGCUGGAACAGGAGUGUUACCUUCUUCUUCUUCAAGAGGUCACCAAUGAACCUAGCGCAACACAAAACAGUUUUGGACUGUUUCAUUCUGGAACCUAUUUGGCUGGAUCGCAAUAAUUAAAAUACAAUAGUGUCAAAGUAGGCUGUCAUUACGAUCAUUUGUGCGUUAUUAAAAAAGAUUCUGCCAAAGUCUCCAGUUGUGUAAAAUGACCGAGGUAAAGACAGUUUCAAGUUGGAUAUUCGCGCUUUCAUACCACUUGAGCCACAGACUCCAAAUAAGUGUCAUGAUGUUGGAAAAAUUGCGCACAACAUUGCACAGCUCUUAUUUUCACAAUUUGGACAUUUAAUUCGCUUUCCAAAGCUAAAACACAUGUGGAAAUGUGAGCAACAUUUUGUAUUCGUAGUUGAAUUAGUUAGGGAGUGUAAACAUUUUACAUUAGAAUUUCAAUAGCUCCUUGGUCAUGUGACCUACUUGACUCAAACAAGUUUCAGAAUGUCCACUGACUACCCUUCUAUAUUGCACACCCUUUGGUUUGUUCAUUUUCAUCUCACACGUUUUACAUGAAUUUUUCAAACUUUAACAUUUCAGUAGCUCCUUGGUCAUGUGACCUACUGACUUCAAACAAGGUUCAGAAUGUACAGUCAGUAGGCCUACACAUUGCACACCCUUCAGUUUGUCCAUUUUCAUCUCACUCCAUUUUACAUGAAUUUUUCAGAAUUUAAAACUUCAAUAGCUCCUUGGUCAUGUGACCUACAGGACUCAAACCUACAGGAACUUCAGAAUGUCCACGGACUGGCCUUGUAUAUUGCACACUCUUGUUUGUGUACUGUAAAAUCACGCAGUGUAACGUACAUUUUUCAUAGUUUUAAAUUUCAAUAGCUCCUUGCUCAUGUCAAUUACACAUCUAAGAAGCGUGCAGUGGAUAUACACCCAUAUUGCAUAACCUCUAGUCAUGUAUCUUCUAUAUUGUUGUACAUUAUUAUUAGUUUGACAAUUAGGGGGUUAAGUCCAGUGUUGUUAACCCUUUUCUUUCAUAUUUAUCUAUAAUAAUUGGUAGUUCUAAGUACUUAUUUUCCCUGUUUUUUUUAUUUUGCCACAGUAUUUAACAGCGGUACACAAUAGGAGAGAGGCAGAUAAUAUCUCCUUUCGUCGUUAAUGUCAACCAUAAAGGAAAAUGGCAAAGUACGAGAGUCAUUGUCCAAAGCAGGGAUGGAGAGUUAGCUAGUAAGGUAGGCUGCAGUGGGUUUGCUGGGCAAUACAUAUACUGAACAUGUAACCAGAGUAAUGGUGGCCAGAAAAUCAAUUAAUAAAAAUGUUAUAUUGACAAAUUAAA
This is a messenger RNA of Salmo salar (Atlantic salmon), 4241 nucleotides long. RefSeq names its product guanine deaminase (gene gda). NCBI's taxonomy places the organism in Eukaryota, Metazoa, Chordata, Actinopteri, Salmoniformes, Salmonidae. Gene Ontology annotation, cellular component: cytosol. Gene Ontology annotation, molecular function: zinc ion binding; guanine deaminase activity. The record is from RefSeq and is a predicted model, not a curated record. Gene Ontology annotation, biological process: guanine catabolic process.